This is a messenger RNA of Apis mellifera (honey bee), 2690 nucleotides long. RefSeq lists its product as uncharacterized. Gene Ontology annotation, molecular function: protein binding; ATP-dependent polydeoxyribonucleotide 5'-hydroxyl-kinase activity; polynucleotide 3'-phosphatase activity. The record is from RefSeq and is a predicted model, not a curated record. The coding region runs from base 892 to 2637 and encodes 581 amino acids. Gene Ontology annotation, biological process: DNA repair. NCBI's taxonomy places the organism in Eukaryota, Metazoa, Arthropoda, Insecta, Hymenoptera, Apidae. The transcript is spliced from 11 exons.
CUCGAGAAUUGCAGUUCUCAGUUGGAAGAGAUCGACGUUCGAUUAACGUUCGAUCGAAGGAUCGUUUGUCGAAACAAUCGUAAAUCGAAUGUAUCUUUCAAGAAAGAUUCUUAACAUGGACGUUACUUUUACGAUGAGGCCUUCACAAGGAAAAGAAAGUUCUAUCGAGUGUACGAAAUGUUGUUCCCGUUUUUCUAACGCGACCAAGUUUGACAGGCGAAUUUCCACUCGGAUACAGUGGUGGUGCCGAAGAGGGCGGCCCUCUUGUUCGAUCGAUUAAUGGUCGCGUUGCAAAAGGUUGUGGACAAUCAGAACAAAGGAGAAUUGGAUGGCAGUAGACCGUUCGCAAGAUCGCCUCAUUUACCGAUCGAGAAUUCGCAAAUUAUUCCUUCUACGGACGAGCAACAAACGAUGAAGAUGGAUCUUCAGCGACGAGGUCAAGCGAAAGGGCGUGUUUAUUGGCGUUGUUAUUUCAAUGCUGUGACGUGUUUCAAGAGAAAGUGAUAAUAAGCCAACGUAACCAGCCUUCGAAACCCGACUAUUCGCAUGCUUUCCCCGGUUGAAAGAGAAACAAAUAAAUCAGAAAUUCAGAACAAAACUAGAUCUUAAAUCCAACGAUGAAUCUAUCAUUUAUUUUGAAUCGAGUUAUUUUUCUCGCUUUCGAAUCACUUCUCAUCUAUCUUCUUGAUGACUAUUUAAGUUCUUGCGUAUCAUUAUUAUGAAAUAUGGUGCGGUUGUAUUAAACAGUGUUAACUAAUAUAUAUCUGUCUGGUUUAUAAAACGUUAUAUAAGAUUAAAUAUUAAGAUGAAAUUAGACGAAACGUUAUCUAUUUCGAUUAAGUUUAAAAUUCGAGCUUUUCCUUAUUCAAGUGUACAAUUUAUGACAAUUCCAUGUGCUAUUUCUUUUACGUCAAAAUGAGAAUUACUUUGUACAGAAGAAUGAAUCAGGAAGCCAAAAGUUGUUAUUUGAAAACCAAUGAUAAAUCAUUAUUGACAGUGUAUUUGCCACAUAAUAAACCAAUUUUCGUCGGUCGUUCUCCAGAGACAAAUAUUACAGAUACACAAUGUUCUAGAUUACAAGUACAAGUAUGUGCAGAUUAUCAAAAGUACAAUGUUUAUAUUCAACAAAAUGGAAAAAGAUCUUCUGGCUUUAAUGGUUUUAAAAUGCGUAAAGACAUCAAAUUUAUAGGCAAACAUGACGAUUAUUUAGAAAUACUGUAUGGAAAGCAUAUUUAUCAGAUUGAAUUUAAUCCUCCACCUCCAAAAAUUUCUUUGAUAGAGAAAAGAAUCAGAGAUUCAGAGACAUAUGAUGAAUAUAAAGAAAAUUCUUGCAAAAUAGCUAAAAUUGAAAAUGAUGAAACAGAUAGUAUUGGAACAUGCGAAGAAAUUUAUGAGGAAAAAGAAGCAAAAAGAAAAGAAAAACAGAUAAAAAAUGGUAUUUUAAAAUUCAUAAACAGAAGCAAAAUGUCUCCAGAUACGUUUGAAGAUAUAGAUGAUGUAAUAGACACUGAACAGGAUAUGUGGGAAUGUAAGCAAACUGGAUUAUUAAUAUAUACAGCAAAGGGUGUAGAAAAUCGCUCAAUGAUAGCAGCAUAUGAUUUGGAUGGAACUUUAAUAAAAACAAAAUCCGGUUUGGUAUUUCCAAAAGAUUAUGAUGAUUGGCAAAUCAUAUAUGCUAAUGUGCCAACCAAAUUAAAAAAGCUCUAUAAAGAUGGAUAUAAAAUAGUUAUUUUCACUAAUCAAGCAUCUUUUACAUCUGGAAAAUUAAAUCCUGAUUCUUUCAAGAAUAAACUUAAAAAUAUAAUACAAAAAAUUGGUGUUCCAAUGCAGGUAUUUAUAGCUACUGGAUAUAAUAUCUAUAGAAAACCAGCAAUUGGAAUGUGGCAAGAACUAGAGAAAAAAAACAGCCCUAUAUCUAUCGAUAAAGAUAAAUCCUUUUACGUUGGAGAUACUGCCGGACGAGCGAAAAAUUGGGCUCCCGGAAGAAAAAAGGAUCAUUCGUCAGUUGAUCGAUUAUUAGCGCUCAAUUUGAAUUUAAAAUUCUAUACACCGGAAGAAUAUUUUCUCGAUUUCGAACCGAUUCCUUAUGAAUUACCCAUAUUUAAUCCAAAAAAUUUAUCGAAUAAAGAGAUAUGCUCAGGAAGCAAUAUAACUUCAAAUGAUCAAGAAAUCAUUUUAAUGGUUGGUUGUCCAGGUUCUGGAAAAUCAUAUUUUGUAAAAAAUUAUUUGGAUCAUUAUGGAUAUGUUAAUAGAGAUACUCUUGGAAGUUGGAAAAAAUGUGUCACUGUAAUGGAAAAAUAUUUGGAUGAAAAAUCUAGUGUAGUUAUAGAUAAUACCAAUCCCGAUUGUGUAUCAAGACAAAGAUAUAUCGAAGUAGCGAAGAAAUAUAACAUUCCUGUAAGAUGUUUUGUUAUGACGACAAGUAUCGAUCAUGCGAAGCACAACAAUAAGUUUCGAGAAUUAACUGAUCCUAGUCACGCGAAAGUUAAUGACGUGAUUAUUAAUUCUUAUGUAAAAAAUUUUCAACAACCAAGUUUGGAGGAAGGAUUUAAAGAAAUCGUUGAUAUAAACUUUGUACCAAAAUUUCAGAAAGAGGAAGAUCGACGACUUUACGAAAUGUAUUUGCUUGAAAGAUAAAAUUUUUUUACAUCAUGUGAUUGCUUUUAAAUAUAAUAAAAUAGAUAAACAUG